This is a messenger RNA of Caenorhabditis auriculariae, 5275 nucleotides long. The record is from the annotation of a GenBank genome assembly. NCBI's taxonomy places the organism in Eukaryota, Metazoa, Nematoda, Chromadorea, Rhabditida, Rhabditidae.
AUGGCGGAGGCAGUUACAAACGUUAUCAGAACAUCUUCCUCAAAUAAUGAACUGAGCCGCUCUUCAUCGUCUUCUUCCACUUCGAGAAGGCGAGUUUCUCCUCCUCGUGAACUCGCUGGAGCUCCGAUACGCUGUCGAAAUGAAUCUUCGUCAACGAGAAGCAUUCAUGACGAACUUCUGGAUUUGGAGGCCUGCGAUCUCACAUCGUCAGUAAAUGAGGAAGUGAGCUAAAGCUCUUGAAGACGUCUCUCAAAACUUUCUUUUUUAGAUCUCAUUGAUGCUUUCGCCAUCUCCGUCUCCAGAAAGAACUCCAGCUAGUCAAGAUUCCUCGGCGACACCGGCGUCUGUUAGGCCGAGCUCGUCAAGGGAUUCCGGAAGACUUAGUGACGUUUUCCAAGACCCGCAACCAAGAAGAAGAGCGACGAGACCACUCUUCCAACAGGAACCAGAGUUCAACUUUAGCAGUGAUUUGGAAGAAAGCGUUAGUUUUUUUUUUGCCUUGUUCUUUGAUCAGUGGCAAUUUUCAGUCUGAUUUUCGAAAACCUUCGCGAAUAUCGAUUGAUGAAAGAUUGACUGUUAUUUGUGACUCUUCUGAUAAUGCAACCCCUCUGCGUUAGUUUAAUUUUUAUUAAAUACCUUCCAAGCGGCAUAGCUCAGCUGGCAUAACUCAUUUCUAACAGCCUCAAGGUCGUAGGUUCGAGUCCCCCCGAGGUCGACCAAGCCUUUCAUCCCUCCGGGGUAGAUAAAAUUGGAAGCUGCAUGCAGCGAAAAGGCUCAAUCUCUGCCAUCGGCCCUUGGAAAGCCGGCACCGUACUUCUUCCUACGACCUCUUUUGUACCUGAUGUCCUACGAGCGAAAUUCACAACUUCUCUGCCUAAGCCACAGCUCCUGCCGCCGUUUAAACACAUUUAAAUCAAUGAAAGUCGAUUGCACAUGUAUUCUUACAUUGAAGAUGCAAUAAACAGUAAAAAACAAACCUUCCAAACUAUUUUUCUUCAGAAACGCCAACACACGAUAAGUCACCGCUACUCGAUCCUGAUCCGCCCAAAUCUUGUGGCUUCUUUUCUUUUUUCUGGAAUGAAUUAACUAGGUUUAUUUUAUUUUCAGUUUCGGUGUUCAAAUGAGUUUUCAGGGGAUACUCUCUGCAUAAUGAUCAAGCGCGGUACUCAGAGAAAAGACGAAAGGUUCUCUUCAAGUUGGAUCAAUAAUGAAGACUUUUUUUUUGAAGGUUUACGCGUUUAUGAGGAUUCCGGUGGAGCUGGAACAAUUUUUGUGUUACGGGCUUUUGCAGUGUAUCGACGCGUUUUGCUAUUUAUUCACAUUUUUACCGUUGCGGUUUUUGGUUUGUUUUUGCUCUAUAUUGGAGGUUUCGAGAUUUACAAAUAUGCAGUACAUAAUAAUCAUAUUUUCAUGAUCAUUUGAAAAGUUUGUUGAAUUCCGUGAAACAUUCCGCAAUAUUCUCACUUUUCAUUCAUUUGAAAGCUUGGAACACUCAAGACUCUCUAAAAACUAUAAUUUUCUUCUAAAAAUUGACUACAGAAAAUAAUAGAUUAACUUCAUGAAAGCAGGUUCAUACUAUGUAUUUUUUGUUAAACUUUUCAAUGGUUUACAAUGAAAUUCGAUAAAUGUUCUUUCCUUUCAAGAUGUCGAUUCUGGGAUCUUUACUCCGCAUAAAAACCUGGACUUCGGCGGAAACUUGCGAUGUUUUGAAGGUUCUCAUAAUUAUUUGCGCUUCUUUCCUGAUCCGAGAAAUAGGUUUUUUCUUUUGUUUAGUUUUCAUAAAGUUCCCAAGAGUUCAGAUUCUUCUGUCCUUUACCACCAGGUGCGGAGCCAAGGCGUGAUAAAGCUGUACAUCUUCUACAACAUGCUCGAAGUCGCCGAUAGGCUUUUCAGCAGCUUGGGACAGGUUUGAAAGUUUUUCAAGAUUGUUGGAAAAGGAUUUUUUUUUUCCCAAUAUGUUUUCCAAUCUUUGUUUGAGAGUUUUUUUUUAUUUAAAGGUAUGCGCUCAAUUUGAUGUAAAAUAGAAAUCGGAAUAGUGUAGGAAAAUAUUCAAAGAUUAUUAAAAAGAAAUAUUAAAUAAUUUUUUUCAACUUGAACCCUAGGAUAUACUGGACGCGUUGUUCUGGACGGCCAACGAGCCGACAAGAUCUUUCUGGCACGGCGCCAAGACGAUUUUCCACCUCUGCGCCGCCAUCCUAUAUGCCACUCUCCACACUUUUCUGGUCAUUUUGCAGGUUUCUCUCCGUACUUUUCCUGUUUUAUUGGAAGUUCGAAAGUUUCAGGCGACGACACUGAACGUGGCGUUCAAUUCGCACAACCAGGCGCUUCUCGCCAUCAUGAUGUCGAAUAAUUUCGUCGAACUGAAAGGAUCCGUCUUCAAGAAGUUUGCCAAGGCGAACCUCUUCCAAAUGGCUUGCAGGUUCGUCCGGUAUAGUCAAUGUUUCCCGACUUGAAAGGCGAAGGAGGCGGGGCAAGGGACGCGUAGCGUGUGCGUUCGCGGUUCUUGGCACGAGUUCAAUUCAACCGCCAGCGACUAUUUAAAAAGCUCGACAACCGCUCUUUUUCAAUGUUCUCUACUAUUUCUUGAUGCACACAUGAACAUAAUCAAUAAAUAUUUGAAAAAAGAAUGAAAAAAGCGAAAAACGGGCUUUUCAAAGAGUAGAUGUGCGGUUGAAUUGAACACGUGGCAAGGACCGCGAACGCACACGCUACGCGUCCCGCCCCUUGCCCCGCCUUUCUCGCCUUUCAAGUCGGGAAACAUUGACUAUACAAAGAAUAAUUCAGAAGAUUUUUGUUUUUUGAGUUCUAUUUUUCAGCUUUCCUGGAUCAUUCUGAAGGCUUAUUUUAAAUUAUUUUUUUCGAUAUCUGUUCUUCACCUUUUCUACCGCCAGGAUUCUGAAAAUUUCUGUCGAUAUUCUUCAAUUUUCAUUUUUCUUCCUAUUUCAAAAAACUAUCCAAUAAAAGGGACCUCUGAAAAAUAUGAUUUAGAGCCUUUCCUUUUUAAAAAUUUAUUUUUCAAUACUCUUUUUCAUUUCAUUUUUGAAAAACGAUGAAUUUAAAAAAAAUUCAAAUUUUUUUUUUUCCAUUGGGCAUGAGCUACCGCAUAACGUUGAAGUUUCAAAAGUCCGAAUUUUCAGUGACGUUCGAGAAAGAAUUCACUUGAUCGCUUUGCUUUUUGUCGUGAUGAUCCGGAAUCUGAUGGCUGUGGAUUGGAGCGUCGAAUCGGCCGGCGAAAUGCUUCCCGAUAUUGUCAGUUCACGAGAUUUUUUGAAAAUAAUUAUGGUUUUUCUUUUCAGAUGAUGGUCAUUGGAGCAGAACUUCUAGUGGAUUGGCUCAAACAUGCAUUCAUCACAAAGUUCAACGAAAUCAAUGCCGAUGUUUAUAAAGGUUUGUUAAAGUAAUAGUCAAUCAAGUUUCUAGAAACCUUCAACGGAAUUCUCACAGAAGAAAAGGCUUAAAAAAAAGAUUCUUGUUCAGUUUCUUUUCAGCUUCAACUUUUAUAAUGUUUAUAUUUUCCUUUAAGGCGGCUUUCUUAAGUAUCGAUGUUCAGGGUCAACGUUAAAUGUGCUCAGAAGCGAGCUCCAAAAAUGAAAUUAUAAAAGAUUUUUUUGGUUUUGAAAAAUUUAUUGGCUUGAAGAGAUGAGAAAAAAAAGUUCGAAAAAUAGCACUUUUUUCAACUUGAUUGUUUCUGAUAAAUAACUUGAUGUCAUUCAAGAAGAAAUUUCUGAAAACUACUGACCGCUUUUCCACUUUUGUAUGUAUCUGUGGCAGACUUCACGAUAACGAUCGCUUUCGACGUGAUACGGAGCCGAGAGCAGUCGGCGUUCAGCGAUUAUUCGGACCAAGUCUCCCGUCGGAUGGGCUUCAUCCCGAUCCCGCUCUCCAUCAUGAUGAUCCGCGUCCUCAGCCAGACUUUUUCCGUUGAGAACCGCGCCAGUCUUCUCAUUUGCUGUACGUUUUCAUCGCUUUUCUGAAUUCAUUUUUUCCCGGAAAACAUCUACAUAGAUUAGGAAAGGAAGCAAACAUUGCUUCGAAUGAAUGAAUAGUUAUAUGGGCUUACGGAAAUUGAUAUGAAAUUCAUAGGCCGUAGAAGAUCUUAAAAAGGCUACAGGGAACAGUAUCACCUCUUUCUUCUGAACGGUUUCACAACAAAGAUUAUUUAUUAGAGACUAAAAAGAGAUCAAUCUCUAUCAGAACUUUUUAGUUAUUGGCUGGUUGCUUUUGCUGGCGAUCAAACUGUGCAACGGGAUCGUUAUGCUCGGCAAAGCCUGCCAACUCGUCAAGAAAUAUCGCGAUUUCCAGGUUUAUCGUCUCGAUUUUCACAAUUCUGAUUCAUUUUGAACUUUUUCCAGGCUAGAAUCGAAUGCGACGAGUUCCGAAAACGCAUCGUCGAGAAGAAAAGCAAGAGUGCGCCGAACUCGCCGAGGAUGAGCCUCAUCGACUUUUCUGGCAUGUUUUGAGGCCCAUUGUUCAAAUUUCUUGGCUUUUAAGAUGUUCUGCACCAACCUCAAGGCGGAGGCAAGUUCUACACGGUUUCGGACAUAAUGAACAAGUGGGACGAGGUUCAGCCGGACAUGGUGAGGAUCAGUUUUUGUGCUCGAAGAGAUUAAUAUUGUUGAAAAAAUUCAACUUUUCUUGUUUUUGUUUCUGUAAUCUAAGAAAGCAAAAGCGCUGCGAUAUCAACUAGUAUUCAACUUAUAUACCGAUUAUUGCAGCUUUCUGAGCGGAGAAGUACAGAUCGUGGAGAUCUCCGCGACGAAAGAACGCCUCGAAGAGCUCAGAGCAUGGCUAACAUGGCGAGGUGCGUCUCUUUUUCAGUAGAAUCAGUUUAUUUUCUUCUCCACUUUAUUCUUCUUUAAGAUGUAAUAAAUGAACUUUACACCUUUUUAAUUCUCAUGGGCUCCUCGCAAAGGCCUUUCAAACAUGUUUUGAUUUGAAAAAUCCCGCAAUUCCUUUUGUCAAAAUCAGUUCCCGUUUCAGAAGAGACCGAAGCGAACCGCCGCCGACGAUUGCAGAAGAAUCCGGAGUGACGUCACCGUCUGAGCCACGUCACAUCGAAGAAAUCGCCUCUUCGGUGGCCGGGUCCGUCCACGGAGAGCGUACCCGCGAGAACAGGUCGGUCAUCGUUCCGAGACCAUUUUAUGGUCUUUCCGUUUUCAGCGGACAGUGCAGUCCGAAGAAGCGCGUCAUGAGCAGCAGCGGCGGGGAGAACAACGAGUUCGGCGACGUCACCGCCUACACGAUGCCAGAACAAGGCGUCCAGCGCAUCGAAUAA